UUGCGUCUGAAAUUGAUAGGUGAAAAUUAUCCAACCAUAUUUUCAGCAUUUGUUAUUUGGAUGAGCAACACUACCAUGAAGUAAAUUUGCGAGAGGGAGUUCAUAACCUCAUAUGUUUUGACGUCAGCUUGUUAUUAGAGCCUCUUGUUCAGAAAUUGUAUCCUUAUUUCAUAUCAUGGAGAAUAAGAGAGUAGCUAUUAUUGGAGCUGGAAUCAGUGGACUUCUUGCAUGCAAAUACACAUUAGAAAAAGGCUUUAUUCCUAUAGUUUUUGAAGCUUCAAAUGAAAUUGGAGGAGUUUGGACUCAAACAAUUGAAUCAACUAGGCUACAAAGUCCAAAGAGAACAUUUGAAUUCACUGAUUUUCCUUGGCCUUCUUCAGUUAGAGGAAGAUAUCCUCAUAAUACUGAUGUUUUGAAGUAUAUUGAGGCUUAUGCUCAACAUUUUGAGUUGCUUCCUUAUAUUCAGUUGAAUACAAAAGUCAUUGGGAUAGAUUAUGUUGGAGUUUCUGAUGAAGAAAUGGAUUCUUGGAAUUUUUGGAGUGGAAAUGGGAAACCCUUUGGCUCUAAGGGGAAAUGGCAUAUUUUGGUGCAACAUGCUGAGGACUUCACCACUCAGGAUUAUGAAGUAGAAUUUUUGAUUCUAUGUGUUGGGAGAUAUAGUGGUCUACCAAAUAUACCAGAGUUCCCUAUAGGUGAAGGGCCUGAUGUUUUUUCUGGGACAGUAAUACAUUCUAUGGAGUAUUCAGCUAUGGACAAUGAAAGUGCUAGAGAGUUAAUUAAAGGGAAAAGAAUUGCAGUUAUUGGCUCUCAGAAAUCAGCUAUAGAUAUUGCUGCUGAAUGUGCUGCUGCUAAUGGUCCUGGAAAUCCUUGUACAUUGGUUCAAAGGACAAUAGCAUGGGCUCUUCCGAAUGGUUGCUUUUGGUGGGGAAUUAAUCUUGGAUUUCUAUAUGGUAGUCGCUUUUCAGAACUCUUGGUUCACAAGCCUGGUCAGAACAUCAUUUACAGUGCCUUGGCCACCGUGCUUUCCCCUCUGAGAUGGGGUUUUUCAAAAUUUGUGGAGAGCUAUCUUAGGUGGAAUCUUCCAUUGAAGAAGUACAACAUGGUACCAAAACAAAGCUUUCUUCAGGAUAUGUCUUCUUGCAAAGCAUUCUUAUUACCUGAUAAUUUCUAUGGAAAAGUGGAAGAAGGAAGCAUUAUUCUUAAGCAAACACAGUGUUUCUCUUUUUGCAAACAAGGAUUGAUUAUUGAUGGAGAAGUUGAUGAGCCUAUAAAAGCUGACCUUGUUAUAUUUGCUACUGGAUAUAAAGGUCAAGAGAAGCUGAAGAAUAUGUUUGCCUCAAAAAGUUUUCAAAACUAUAUCAUGGGCUCACCUAAAUCAAUUGUUCCUCUUUACAGGCACAUAAUUCAUCCAAGAAUACCACAACUAGCAAUAAUAGGAUACUCAGGGAGCAUUACAAAUCUUCACACAUCUGAGAUGAGGUGUCAAUGGCUAGCACAUUUUCUUGACCAAAGUUUCAAGUUGCCAAGCAUAAAAGAGAUGGAAAAAGAGAUUGAAAUGUGGGAAAUUUACAUGAAAAAAUAUGCAGGGAAAGAGUAUAAAAGAGCUUGCAUUGCAGCUUUACAUAUUUGGUACAAUGAUCAAUUGUGCAAAGACAUUCGGUGCAACAAUAGAAGAAAGAAGAGUUUCUAUGAUGAGUGGUUUCAGCCAUAUGUGCAGUCUGAUUAUGUUGGAUUAAGUCCUAAUUAAUCAGUCUUAUUUGGAGAAUUGGAGAUUCUUUUAUAUGUAUAAUUGCCCAAUAUGUUUGGACGGUGUUAUUUUCUUUCUUUUUUACCCAGUAUUGGUCUUUCAGAUUGGAUUGUUUUCUUGUCAUAUUAUGAAAUAGAAAAGUUUACAGCUUAUCUUA
Nicotiana attenuata is the source of this 1904-nucleotide messenger RNA. Its product is annotated as probable flavin-containing monooxygenase 1. The transcript has 7 exons. The record is from RefSeq and is a predicted model, not a curated record. Lineage: Eukaryota; Viridiplantae; Streptophyta; Magnoliopsida; Solanales; Solanaceae. Bases 176 to 1747 code for a protein of 523 amino acids. Gene Ontology annotation, molecular function: flavin adenine dinucleotide binding; NADP binding; N,N-dimethylaniline monooxygenase activity.